Gadus macrocephalus (Pacific cod) is the source of this 1406-nucleotide messenger RNA. RefSeq names its product serine protease 27-like. Gene Ontology annotation, molecular function: serine-type endopeptidase activity. The record is from RefSeq and is a predicted model, not a curated record. Lineage: Eukaryota; Metazoa; Chordata; Actinopteri; Gadiformes; Gadidae. Gene Ontology annotation, biological process: proteolysis. Bases 99 to 1043 code for a protein of 314 amino acids. The transcript is spliced from 6 exons.
UGGGUGUGGGUAUGUGGGUGUGUCUGCGCGCUAGAGACAGGUGAUAGUUUCGUUCCUAUACAGAGAGCAGUCUCCUGUGGACAGCCCACAGACACAAGAUGGCCAACCGAGUGAUUAGCACUGCCUUGGUGCUCUUGGCCCUGACACUCAAAGGAACCCGCGCCCAGCUGGACGUAUGUGGGAUGGCCCCCCUCAACAACAGGAUCGUGGGGGGGGAGGACGCCGCGGCCGGGACAUGGCCGUGGCAGGUCAGCCUUCACCGCAAUGGGAGACAUUUCUGUGGAGGGUCGCUGAUCAACAGGGAGUGGGUCCUCACCGCGGCCCACUGCUUCCAGGGGGCUGGAGACUCCACUGUACGCCUGGUGGUGUACCUGGGCCGGGACACCCAGCAGAGCCUCAACCCCAACGAGGAGGUCCGCGCCGUGGCCCGCAUCGUCAACCACCCUGACUACGACGACACUCCCAACAACAACGACGUGUGCCUGCUGCAGCUGUCCGCCGCCGUGACCUUCACCGACUACAUCCGGCCCGUCUGCCUGGCCGCGGCGGCCUCCAGCUUCCCCGCGGGGACGGGGACCUGGGUGACGGGCUGGGGCACCGUCGGCACGGGGGAGCCUCUGCCGGCGCCACAGAGGCUUCAGGAGGUGAUGGUUCCAGUGGUCUCCAACCGGGACUGCAGAACCACCUACAGCACUCUCACAAGCAACAUGAUCUGUGCCGGCCUCACCGACGGAGGGAAGGACUCCUGUCAGGGGGACUCUGGUGGCCCCAUGGUUUACAAGAACGGCUCCCGCUGGGUGGAGGCCGGGGUGGUGAGCUUCGGCAUAGGCUGCGCGUUGGCCGACACGCCGGGGGUGUACGCCCGUGUGUCCGAGUACCAGGACUGGAUCAGCAGGCAGAUCUCCACCAGCCCGCCCGGCUUCAUCAUGGCCACAGGGAACCCCACCGCUGCGUCCAUUGGGGUGUCCAGCGUCGUCUCCUGCUCCGUCCCGCUCCUCUUCCUCCUCCUGCCUGUGCUGUUCUCUCUCUUCCUCUUCUCGUAGACACAGACUCUACACACAAACUCCGUCUUAGUUUGAAGACUCUUACUUCAAACUAAGACACGUUGAUUAAUUUGGUGUAAACCCGCGUGAAUCAGUUUGUUUUCUGAGGACGGACAAAGGGUGGUGGGCGGACGCUGUGAAGAUCCAACACUAUUGAUGCUUUAGACAAGAUCUGUGUGGCUGUGGUUUAUGGAAGGACAUUCAAAGUAGGAUUUAGACUUUAAAAACUCCGGCUGAGCGAAUGAAUGAAUAAUGUGCUUGAUAUUUUCCUUGAUAAAAAUGAAAUUGGUAUUUAUUUUUUAAUUAUAUUUGCAACAGAUUAUUAUUAUGCAUGCAAAAAAUAAAUAAAGUGAAGGAACAAGU